UUUCUUUCCCUUCGAGCUGUAUUUCUCGACCAGUAAUUGUUCUGACUCGGCUGUCAAAUCUGCGGAGUCAUCAUUUUCUCUCUGAUUUUCUAGCUAUCUAUGUUCGUAUUCGUGUUAAGGUGUUUUGAGAUUGCAUUCUUUCGUUGGAAGGCAACUCUCACUCAAUUUCGCUGAUCGUAUUUGAAUUGGUAAAGGAAACUGAUAAGAGUAUUUAGGGCGUUCGCUUAACGAUGGACCAAGCUGAACUGACAACAGAACAGGUUUUAAGAAGAGACAUCCCAUGGGAGUCGUACAUGACAACUAAGCUGAUUUCGGGAACAGGUCUUCAGCUGUUAAGACGUUAUGAUAAAAAACCUGAAAGUUACAAGGCACAGUUGCUGGAAGAUGAUGGUCCAGCUUAUGUUCGGGUAUUUGUUGGCAUUUUGCGGGAUAUAUUCAAAGAGGAAACGGUGGAAUAUGUUCUAGCUUUAAUAGGUGAAAUGCUUACAGCAAACCAAAAAAGAGCCAGAUUGUUCCAUGACAAAUCUCUUGCAAAUGAAGAUACUUAUGAACCUUUCUUAAGAUUGCUUUCAAAAGGUAAUUGGUUCAUAGAAGAAAAGAGCUGCGAGAUUCUGGCUUUGAUAGUAAGUGCUAGGCCAAAAAACCAGGGUGGCGCUGUUUCAAAUGGGGAAGUUGUGAGUUCUAAGAGCAAGGUCACUAGUAUUGACGAUGUAUUGAAAGGUUUGGUUGAGUGGCUUUGUGUACAGCUAAAAAAGCCUUCUCAUCCUAAUCGUGGCAUUCCAGCAGCUAUCAGUUGCCUUGCAACAUUGCUGAAGGAACCUAUUGUCAGGUCUUCCUUCAUUCGAGCAGAUGGGGUGAAGUUACUGAUCCCUUUUAUCUCUCCUGCAUCAACCCAACAAUCUAUUCAGCUUCUUUAUGAAACAUGUCUUUGUAUCUGGCUCUUAUCCUACUAUGAACCAGCAAUUGAAUACUUGGCUACCUCUAGAACCCUUCCGCGACUGAUAGAAGUUGUGAAGAGUUCCACAAAAGAGAAGGUUGUCAGGGUGGUUGUCUUGACCUUCCGGAACUUGCUCCACAAAGGAACAUUUGGUGCUCAGAUGGUGGACCUUGGACUGCCACAAAUUGUUCAAAGUUUGAAAACACAGGCAUGGAGCGAUGAAGACCUUUUGGAAUCUCUGAACCAACUGGACGAAGGGUUAAAGGAUAACAUUAAGAAGUUAAGUUCUUUUGACAAGUACAAGCAAGAAGUGUUCCUUGGCCAUCUUGACUGGUCUCCUAUGCAUAAAGAUCCUAUGUUUUGGCGUGAGAAUAUUACAAAUUUCGAGGAGAAUGAUUUUCAGAUUCUUAGGGUCCUUAUCACAAUUUUGGACACCUCUAGUGAUCCAAGAGCCCUGGCUGUUGCUUGCUUUGAUCUCUCCCAGUUUGUCCAGCACCAUCCAGCUGGUCGCGUCAUAUUGACAGACCUCAAGGCCAAGGAACGGGCUAUGAAACUGAUGAACCAUGAAAAUGCUGAAGUUACCAAAAAUGCCCUACUAUGCAUUCAGAGGCUUUUCCUCGGUGCAAAGUAUGCGAGCUUUUUGCAAGCUUGAUUCCAUUCCCCUUAGGGUUUGGAAUGGUAAAUCGUUCAUAUCAUCUAUUACAAUUGAAGUACUUGUGAUGAAAGGUUACUGUUUGUUCGUUCUUAGUUCAUCUAUUAUCAUAUGAGCAAUUCGCAAUUCGCGAUUCGCAAUUCAUCGAUCCGGGACUUUCUCAUUUCGUCAGGUUAUAAUGUUUAUGAUUAAAAGUCUUGAAGAAUCAAUUCUUAUUUAUUUAAGAAAUAUUUAGUUCAGAUUGCGAGCUGCAGAAUAAAGAAUGCGCAAAGUGUACUUCUUGAUGGUUGUAUAUACAUACCAUCAGUCUAUUGAUUGACAUUUAAACACUGAGCCGUUUUAGACUU
This is a messenger RNA of Tripterygium wilfordii, 1936 nucleotides long. RefSeq names its product V-type proton ATPase subunit H-like. Lineage: Eukaryota; Viridiplantae; Streptophyta; Magnoliopsida; Celastrales; Celastraceae. The transcript is spliced from 12 exons. Gene Ontology annotation, cellular component: vacuolar proton-transporting V-type ATPase, V1 domain. Gene Ontology annotation, biological process: proton transmembrane transport. The record is from RefSeq and is a predicted model, not a curated record. Bases 231 to 1589 code for a protein of 452 amino acids. Gene Ontology annotation, molecular function: heme binding; proton-transporting ATPase activity, rotational mechanism.